UUGAGAGGGUUGGGGUCUCGAGUUUCGCCAGAGUCGAGUCGAUAUCCAGGACAGGAAGAGGCUGCGGUGCGCCGAGGGACUGCCUCUCAAGAGUGCUGUCAUUUCCGCAGGCCUGGCCAGAAAGGGGAGCUCAGGGACCUUCCUGAGAGUGAGACCGGCGCCCCUCUCCCGCUGCCCGCAGGCUUUUAUCCCCGCCAUGGCUGAGCUGAUCCAGAAGAAGCUGCAGGGAGAAGUGGAGAAAUAUCAGCAGCUACAGAAGGACUUGAGUAAAUCCAUGUCAGGGAGGCAGAAGCUUGAGGCACAACUAACAGAAAAUAAUAUCGUGAAGGAGGAACUGGCCCUGCUGGAUGGGUCCAACGUGGUCUUUAAACUUCUGGGUCCUGUGCUGGUCAAACAGGAGCUGGGGGAGGCUCGGGCCACAGUGGGGAAGAGGCUGGAGUAUAUCACAGCUGAAAUUAAGAGAUACGAAUCCCAGCUCCGGGACCUGGAGCGGCAGUCAGAGCAACAGAGGGAAACCCUUGCUCAGCUGCAGCAGGAGUUCCAGCGGGCCCAGGCGGCAAAGGCAGGGGUUCCUGGGAAGGCCUGACCCCAUGGUGGGGGGGGAGGGAAUGAGGCAGCUCUAGGAUCUGUACUGUAGCUAAUAAAAUGUAAAAAUACCUG
Molecule: messenger RNA, 660 nt
Organism: Propithecus coquereli (Coquerel's sifaka)
Lineage: Eukaryota; Metazoa; Chordata; Mammalia; Primates; Indriidae
Gene: PFDN6
Product: prefoldin subunit 6
Exons: 4
Coding region: 197-586 (129 amino acids)
Biological process (GO): chaperone-mediated protein complex assembly; protein folding
Cellular component (GO): cytoplasm; prefoldin complex
Molecular function (GO): protein-folding chaperone binding
Source: RefSeq, a predicted model, not a curated record